GCCCUUUUUCGCCUCUCCGUCCAAAUAUAUACUGGUGGCAUUGAUCGAUCGUCAUUCCUUGUCCGUUCGGAGAGAAGUAUAAAGGAGGUCAGGUAAAAAGGAGCACACAGCCUGCAAAACUCGACCGUCGUCAACCAGGUGGUGCUUGCCGUGCUCAAUUGCUUGGGACCCGCGGUACAAGUUCCUUCAUCCUAUCGGUGUUGCCGGUUUCGCUCUCGCUGUUUCCUUGCGAUGCCUCGUCGCGCUGCCAGCUCUUCUCCCGCCAAUCAACCCGCCAACGCGCCCUCUUCUUCACUCGCCUCCGGAAAGGGCGGCAUCGCCAUCAAGGCACCCUCCAUCAGACCUAAUCGCCUAAGCCAGUUCUUUUCGACCUCUCCUAAGUCCAAGACCGAACCUCAGAGUGCGCAGGCCGCUAUCCAACUGGCCAGUGGGAUCUCCGUUCCUAGUACCGCCACUCCGCCGAUUAGCUCGGCCUCUCUGUCGCUUCCUACGAUUUCGCUUUCUACGGCUACUGCAGGAAACCCAAAUAUGGACGAGCCACCAACCACCCUCUUCCAGCCGCCGUCGCCCGAAGAGGCUCGUCGGCUGGCCAAGCAGCAUGCCCAAUUCGGCCCCAUUGGUCACCAUAGCCACCGGUAUACUAGUCGACACCCUGGCGGUGCCUUCCCGGAGCCCGUAAUGGAUGAACCGCCCUAUUAUUAUCUCCUCACCACCUAUAUCAGUUAUCUCAUUCUGAUCGCGUUCGGGCAUGUUCGAGAUUUCUUCGGAAAGCGUUUUCGCGAAGAGAACUACCGGCAUCUGAAGCCCCAAAAUGGAUACGGGGCUUUGAACAGUGACUUCGACAACUUCUACGUGCGUCGCCUCAAAUUGCGUAUCAACGAUUGCUUCGAACGUCCCGUCACGGGCGUCCCCGGACGUUACAUCACCUUGCUCGAUCGGGCCACGGAUGACCACAACAGGCACUUCUACUUCACCGGAACAACCACGGAUACCCUGAAUCUGAGCUCGUACAACUACCUUGGAUUCGCUCAGUCCGAAGGCCCCUGCGCGGACAUUUCGGAAGAAACGCUCAGAAAGUAUGGCAUUGUUUCCCCAAGUACUCGUGCAGAGGUUGGAACGCAGGACCUCCAUGUGGAAGUGGAGGAUCUGGUCGCGAAGUUCGUUGGAAAAGAGGCGUCCAUGGUCUUCUCCAUGGGCUUUGGCACCAAUGCAAACAUCUUCCCUGCUAUUGUCGGUAAGGGUUGUCUGAUCAUCUCUGAUGAGCUGAACCACGCCUCAAUUCGGUUCGGUGCGCGUCUCUCCGGUGCCUCCAUUGCCAUGUUCAAGCACAACGACAUGCAUGACCUGGAAGCCAAACUCCGUGAAGCUAUUAGUCAAGGCCAACCUCGCACCCACCGACCCUGGAAGAAUAUCCUGAUUGUCGUAGAAGGGCUUUACUCCAUGGAGGGUUCGAUGUGUAACCUCCCCGGACUGAUUAUGUUGAAGCGCCGCUACAAGUUCCACCUAUUCGUUGAUGAAGCUCACUCUAUUGGCGCCGUGGGUCCUAGUGGCCGCGGUGUCUGUGAUUACUUCGGAAUUGACACAAACGAAGUGGACAUCCUAAUGGGUACUCUGACCAAAUCCUUCGGUGCGAACGGUGGAUACAUUGCUGCGGAUAGGGCGAUGAUUGACAAGCUCCGCGCGACCAACUCUGGCGUUUUCUACGGGGAGUCGCCGGCCCCAGCAGUUUUGGCACAGAUCAUGUCAGCGCUGCGGAUCAUCAACGGUGAACUCGUUCCGGGCCAGGGUGAAGAGCGACUGCAGCGUUUGGCCUUUAACUCUCGGUACCUUCGCCUGGGGCUAAAACGUCUUGGGUUCAUAGUGUACGGCCACGAUGAUUCGCCAAUCAUUCCUAUUCUUCUCUUCAACCCUGCCAAGAUGCCGGCCUUUUCUCACGAGAUGCUCAAGCGGAAGAUCUCCGUCGUCGUCGUGGGUUACCCUGCUACGCCGUUGGUCUCUUCUCGGGCUCGCUUUUGUGUCUCUGCUGCGCACACUAAGGAGGACCUUGAUCGCAUCCUGACUGCAUGUGACGAAAUCGGAAAUGUUUUGCAGCUCAAAUUCUCCACGGGCAUUGCGGGUGGCGCUGUGACUGGAGACGUGACGGCCCCCCCGGAGAUGGAGAAGGAGUGGCGCCGCAAGCGGGAGCUGAGGGUUGUGCCUCCCAGAUGGCGGAUCGAGGACGUGAUCAGACGGGGUGUCCAGGAUGUCAAGUCCCCACUGUACUAAUCUUGAGAUGUACCGUCCUCACCGAGCUUUCUCGCUUCACACGCCGCUGAACCUGAUCUGACAAUUUUGUGACAAAGCUGUUGCAUAUACCGUUGGAGUUACUCAGC
Messenger RNA from Aspergillus heteromorphus CBS 117.55, 2372 nucleotides. It is a transcript of the gene lcb2, whose product is annotated as putative serine palmitoyltransferase 2. Gene Ontology annotation, cellular component: serine palmitoyltransferase complex. Gene Ontology annotation, molecular function: serine C-palmitoyltransferase activity; pyridoxal phosphate binding. The coding region runs from base 232 to 2265 and encodes 677 amino acids. Gene Ontology annotation, biological process: ceramide biosynthetic process; sphingosine biosynthetic process. The transcript has 2 exons. NCBI's taxonomy places the organism in Eukaryota, Fungi, Ascomycota, Eurotiomycetes, Eurotiales, Aspergillaceae. The record is from RefSeq and is a predicted model, not a curated record.